GCCGGGGACCGCGGAAAGGCGGGCGGCGGGCAGGCCGGGGCGCUCACGCCCUCUAGCGGGGCCGCCGGGCCGGCGUGACGUGGGCUCCCGGAGCCGGCCUGCGGGCCCCGCCAGUCAGUCCGGGAGAGCGCAGAGCGCAGAGCCCGCGCAGCCUCGGCCACUAGGCGCGGCAGGGCCAAGCAGGGGCGCCGCGGACCGGGAGGGACGGGAACGCGCGGCCGCGAUCACGGCCACAGCCACGGCUGCGCCGGCAGCCCCGGCCCGGGCAGGGCCAGGAGAGGAGCGGCGACGCAGCGGCUGGCCCUGCAGGAGGCUUUCGGCCCCGCGGCCCCGUCCUCCCCGCUCUCCAAGCGGCGUCGGGCGAGCAGUGGCGCCAGGGACGGGGGAGGACGCGGACCCCGCUCCCUCUCGGCCGGGAGCCGCCGGAGUUCCGGACUUCUGCAACUGUUUGCGCUGCUUUGGGGUCUGGGUUGUGUCUGUGGACCUUUUGCUUAUCGCUGCCUGAAAACCCAACUCUCCGGUCCCCCUCGCCCUCCCACCCGGCCAGGCGCAAUCGGCACCAUGAGAACAGCUGGAACUUGGCUGGCGACUUUGGCCGGACUUCUGUUAACUGCGGGAGCCGAGACCUUCUCAGGUGGCUGCCUCUUUGACGAGCCGUACAGCAGGUGUGGAUAUAGUCAAGCCGAUGAUGACGACUUUAAUUGGGAGCAAGUGAACACCUUGACCAAACCAACAUCGGAUCCAUGGAUGCCUUCAGGCUCUUUCAUGUUGGUGAACACAUCUGGGAAGGUUGAGGAGCAGAGAGCCCACCUCCUCUUGCCUCAGCUGAAAGAAAAUGACACCCACUGCAUUGAUUUUCACUAUUUCGUAUCCAGCAAGAGUAAUUCUGCUCCUGGGUUACUCAAUGUCUACGUGAAAGUCAACAAUGGGCCUUUGGGGAACCCUAUCUGGAAUAUAUCUGGAGACCCAACACGUACAUGGAACAGGGCAGAGCUGGCCAUUAGUACUUUUUGGCCUAACUUCUAUCAGGUGAUUUUUGAAGUAAUAACUUCCGGACAUCAAGGCUACCUAGCUAUUGAUGAAGUGAAGGUGUUAGGACAUCCAUGUACCAGAACGCCCCAUUUCCUGCGGAUUCAGAAUGUGGAAGUGAAUGCUGGCCAGUUCGCCACCUUUCAGUGCAGUGCCAUCGGCAGGACCGUGGUUGGGGACAGACUUUGGCUUCAGGGCAUUGGUGUACGAGAUGCUCCCCUGAAGGAAAUAAAAGUGACCAGCUCCCGGCGAUUCAUAGCUUCCUUUAAUGUUGUGAACACCACAAAACGAGACGCCGGCAAGUACCGCUGCAUGAUCCGCACCGAAGGAGGUGUAGGGAUAUCAAACUAUGCUGAAUUGGUAGUUAAAGAACCUCCCGUCCCCAUCGCCCCGCCGCAGCUCGCCUCUGUGGGGGCGACCUACCUAUGGAUACAGCUCAACGCCAACUCCAUCAACGGAGACGGGCCCAUCAUAGCCAGGGAGGUGGAGUACUGCACGGCAAGUGGGAGCUGGAACGACCGGCAGCCUGUGGACUCGACGAGUUACAAAAUUGGGCACCUCGAUCCGGAUACGGAAUAUGAGAUCAGUGUGCUACUCACCAGGCCGGGGGAAGGUGGCACUGGGUCUCCAGGCCCAGCUCUGAGGACAAGAACAAAGUGUGCAGAUCCCAUGCGUGGCCCAAGAAAACUGGAAGUAGUGGAGGUCAAAUCUCGACAAAUCACCAUCCGCUGGGAGCCAUUUGGAUAUAAUGUAACUCGCUGUCAUAGUUACAAUCUCACAGUCCACUACUGUUACCAAGUUGGAGGACAGGAACAAGUUAGAGAAGAAGUAAGCUGGGAUACAGAUAAUUCACACCCCCAACAUACAAUCACUAACCUCUCACCAUAUACCAACGUUAGUGUGAAACUCAUCCUUAUGAACCCCGAGGGGCGGAAGGAAAGUCAAGAACUCAUAGUGCAGACAGAUGAAGACCUCCCAGGUGCCGUCCCUGCUGAAUCCAUCCAAGGAAGUACCUUUGAAGAGAAAAUAUUUCUUCAAUGGCAAGAACCAACUCAAACAUAUGGUGUAAUCACUUUAUAUGAGAUCACCUACAAAGCAGUCAGUUCCUUUGACCCAGAAAUUGAUUUAUCCGAUCAAAGUGGAAGAGUUUCAAAACUGGGAAAUGAAACCCAUUUUCUGUUUUUUGGACUGUAUCCGGGGACCACAUACUCCUUUACCGUCCGCGCUAGCACAGCUAAGGGUUUUGGACCUCCAGCAACAAAUCAGUUCACCACCAAAAUCUCAGCGCCCUCCAUGCCAGCUUAUGAAUUCGAGACGCCCUUGAAUCAGACUGACAACACAGUGACAGUCCUGCUGAAGCCAGCACACAGCCGAGGCGCCCCGGUCAGUGUCUACCAAAUAGUGGUUGAGGAAGAGCGUCCUCGAAGGUCUAAAAAGGCCAUGGAAAUACUGAAGUGCUACCCAGUGCCAAUUCACUUCCAGAAUGCAUCAGUCCUGAACUCGCAGUACUACUUCGCUGCAGAAUUUCCUGCAAAUAUCCUCCAAGCUGCUCAGCCUUUUACUAUUGGUGAUAAUAAGACUUACAAUGGAUUCUGGAACACCCCCCUUCUCCCUCAUAAAAGCUACAGAAUUUAUUAUCAAGCUGCUAGUAGAGCCAAUGGGGAAACCAAAAUAGACUGUGUCCAAGUGGCCACAAAAGCCGCGAUAAUCCUGACUCAGCUUACAACACCAUACAUUCGCAUCGCCCCUGCCGCAGGUGACGACCAGCUAACAGGAGCUGUCACUCCAAAACCAGUCCCAGAACCUGAGAAACAGACAGACCAUACUGUAAAAAUUGCUGGAGUCAUUGCUGGCAUCUUGCUGUUCGUUAUUAUAUUUCUUGGAGUUGUGUUGGUAAUGAAGAAAAGGAAACUGGCCAAGAAGCGGAAGGAGACAACGAACAGCACCCGGCAGGAGAUGACAGUGAUGGUGAGCUCCAUGGACAAGAGCUACGCGGAGCAGGGCACCAACUGUGACGAGGCCUUCUCAUUCGUGGACACACACAACCUCAACGGGCGCUCUGUGUCUUCCCCAUCGUCCUUUACAAUGAAAACGAAUACUCUGAGCACGUCGGUGCCCAAUUCCUAUUACCCAGACCCAUUUGUGCCAACUGCAAUUUUAGUGCCAAUAAAUGACGAGACCCACACGAUGGCCAGCGACUCCAGCAGCCUGGUGCAGUCGCACACGUACAAGAAGCGCGAGCCAGCCGACGUGCCCUACCAGACGGGGCAGCUGCACCCCGCCAUCCGCGUGGCAGACCUCCUACAACACAUCACCCAGAUGAAGUGCGCCGAGGGCUACGGCUUCAAGGAAGAAUACGAGAGCUUCUUUGAAGGGCAGUCUGCACCAUGGGACUCGGCUAAGAAGGAUGAGAACAGAAUGAAGAACAGAUACGGGAAUAUCAUCGCGUAUGAUCAUUCCCGGGUGAGGCUGCAGACAAUAGAAGGAGACACUGACUCAGACUAUAUCAAUGGAAAUUAUAUAGAUGGCUAUCAUCGACCCAAUCAUUAUAUUGCUACCCAAGGACCAAUGCAAGAGACCAUAUAUGAUUUCUGGAGGAUGGUGUGGCAUGAAAACACUGCAAGCAUAAUUAUGGUGACCAACCUUGUGGAGGUUGGAAGGGUCAAAUGCUGCAAAUACUGGCCAGACGACACAGAGAUAUAUAAAGACAUUAAAGUUACUCUAAUAGAAACAGAACUACUGGCAGAAUAUGUGAUAAGAACAUUUGCUGUUGAAAAGAGGGGCGUUCACGAGAUCCGCGAGAUCAGACAGUUCCACUUCACGGGCUGGCCGGACCACGGCGUGCCAUACCACGCCACGGGUCUGCUGGGCUUUGUCCGGCAAGUCAAAUCCAAGAGCCCACCCAACGCCGGCCCGCUGGUGGUGCACUGCAGUGCUGGGGCCGGAAGGACCGGCUGCUUCAUCGUCAUUGAUAUCAUGCUGGACAUGGCGGAAAGGGAAGGUGUGGUGGACAUCUACAACUGCGUCCGGGAGCUGCGUUCCCGCAGGGUGAACAUGGUGCAGACGGAGGAGCAGUAUGUGUUCAUCCACGAUGCGAUUCUGGAAGCCUGCCUUUGCGGAGACACCUCCGUCCCGGCUUCCCAAGUGAGGUCUCUGUACUACGACAUGAACAAGCUGGAUCCGCAGACCAACUCUAGCCAGAUCAAGGAGGAAUUCCGGACCCUCAACAUGGUGACGCCGACGCUGCGGGUGGAGGACUGCAGCAUCGCGCUGCUGCCCCGGAACCACGAGAAGAACCGCUGCAUGGACGUGCUGCCCCCGGACCGCUGCCUGCCCUUCCUCAUCACCAUCGACGGGGAGAGCAGCAACUACAUCAAUGCGGCGCUGAUGGACAGCUAUAAACAGCCUUCAGCUUUCAUAGUUACCCAGCAUCCUUUGCCAAACACAGUCAAAGACUUUUGGAGAUUGGUCCUGGAUUACCACUGCACGUCGGUCGUUAUGCUAAAUGAUGUGGACCCCGCCCAGUUGUGUCCCCAGUACUGGCCAGAAAAUGGAGUGCACAGACAUGGCCCCAUCCAGGUGGAAUUUGUUUCUGCUGACUUAGAAGAGGACAUCAUCAGCAGAAUAUUCCGUAUUUAUAACGCAGCCAGACCCCAGGAUGGAUAUCGGAUGGUGCAGCAGUUCCAGUUCCUGGGCUGGCCAAUGUACAGGGACACGCCAGUGUCCAAGCGCUCCUUCCUGAAGCUCAUUCGCCAGGUGGACAAGUGGCAAGAAGAAUACAACGGCGGAGAAGGUCGCACGGUGGUGCAUUGCUUAAAUGGGGGUGGCCGCAGUGGUGCGUUCUGCGCCAUCAGCAUUGUCUGCGAGAUGCUCCGGCACCAGAGGGCAGUGGACGUGUUCCAUGCUGUGAAGACGCUGCGGAACAACAAACCCAACAUGGUGGACCUCCUGGAUCAGUACAAGUUCUGCUACGAGGUGGCUCUGGAAUACUUGAAUUCCGGCUGAUGGCGAAAAGGGCCCUCCCGUCCGACAAAGCCUAGAUGAUCCUGGUAUUUGUGUAUGCCAGAUGAGGACUUCUCAAUACGCUUAUUUUGCUUUGCAUAAUCGGCUCUUUUUUAAGAGCCCAAAGAAAGUGUUUAUGAACUGCUUGCGCUGCCCGACUCCCUCUGCAAAGCUGCUGCAAGACAGACACACACACAGCACUAAGGCAUCAAAUUCUGUCCUCGCCACGGACCCGCGGGGGGCAGUGUGGACGCCCGGUAAACUGAAGAGCACAAUUAUAUUCUUAUGAAGGAAUUUGUACCUCUGGGGUAUUAUUUUGUGGCCCGUGACCGUUUGUUAUUGUUACAGCUGAGUGUACAUUUUUGUUCUGUGGAGAAUGCUACCUGGCAUUAUAUAAUAUAUUAUUUUAGUCCGUAUUUGUAUUUUAACAUGUUGCUUAACAUAAGCUUCUGUAGCUUUCCAGGACUAACAGAUAAGUGUGUGACGAACAAAGAUACCUUGUUUGCAUUGCUGUUUCUAUCCGAUUUGUAAUGUUUCCCAGGGAAAGGCUUGGAAGGGAUUCAGUUCAAAAAUGCAAAACCUGACGAUCAGCGUCACAGACCCAAAGCUUUUCCGUGUGUUUAUAUUGUAAAUAUUUUUGAUUUCGUCAAAUUAUUUAUUCAUUAAAAGAAACUUUUGUGAA
Choloepus didactylus (southern two-toed sloth) is the source of this 5713-nucleotide messenger RNA. It is a transcript of the gene PTPRM, whose product is annotated as protein tyrosine phosphatase receptor type M. Gene Ontology annotation, molecular function: protein binding; protein tyrosine phosphatase activity. Lineage: Eukaryota; Metazoa; Chordata; Mammalia; Pilosa; Megalonychidae. The transcript is spliced from 34 exons. The record is from RefSeq and is a predicted model, not a curated record. Gene Ontology annotation, cellular component: membrane. Gene Ontology annotation, biological process: protein dephosphorylation. The coding region runs from base 562 to 5034 and encodes 1490 amino acids.